Striga hermonthica is the source of this 552-nucleotide messenger RNA. NCBI's taxonomy places the organism in Eukaryota, Viridiplantae, Streptophyta, Magnoliopsida, Lamiales, Orobanchaceae. The record is from the annotation of a GenBank genome assembly.
AUGAGUAGCCAUUGGUACCACGUCACUCUCCUACUCUUCCUAAUAAUUUCCGUCGCCGGCAAAUCAUCCCCGGAACACCACGACCUCGUCGAGAAAUCCUGCGUCCACGCCAGCUACCCCAACCUCUGCCUCCGCACCCUCUCCACCAACGGCGGCGCCUCCGCCACCACCCCCCGCGAGCUCGCGCAAGUCGCCGUCCGGGUCAGCCUCGCCCACGUCCGCCGGGCUUCCGAUUUCCUCUCCGACCUGAAGGCCGGCGGCCGGCGGGAGCGGAGCGCUCUCACGGACUGCGUGGAACAGAUGGCGGACUCAGUCGACGACCUGAGCCAGACGCUGGCGGCGUUGCGGCGCCUCCGCCGCGGAGCCGACUUCCAUUGGCAGAUGAGCAACGCGGAGACGUGGGUGAGCGCCGCACUCACGAACGAGGACACGUGUCUCGAUGGUUUCCGGGAGAUCGACGGGAAGGUCCGGUCGGACGUCCACCGGAAAAUCAACAACGUCGCUAGGGUUACGAGCAAUGCUCUCUACCUCAUCAACCUACUUGACCAGUGA